UGCACUUUGCCUCCUAGUUGAAGUCUGUGACGACUGCUUGUGCUGCGCCGUUGCUCCCGGGAUGGCUGCCCUGGUUGUAAACAAGCCUGGAGCAGCUCUAGACAGUGGCCGGCAGGCCAGCCGGGGGACGGCCGUGGUGAAGGUGCUGGAAUGUGGAGUUUGUGAAGAUGUCUUUUCUUUACAAGGAGACAAAGUCCCUCGCCUUCUGCUUUGUGGCCACACAGUCUGUCAUGACUGUCUUACCCGCCUGCCGCUUCAUGGAAGAGCAGUCCGAUGCCCAUUUGAUCGACAGGUGACAGACCUAGGUGAUUCAGGUGUUUGGGGAUUGAAAAAAAAUUUUGCUUUAUUGGAGCUUUUGGAACGACUACAGAAUGGACAUAUUGGUCAGUAUGGAGUUGCAGAAGAAGACAUUGGGGUAUCUGGAGAGAGUAUCACUCGUUGUGAUGAAGAUGAAGCUCAUGUUGCAUCUGUAUAUUGCACUGUAUGUGCAACUCACUUGUGCUCAGAGUGUUCCCAAGUUACCCAUUCUACAAAGACAUUAGCAAAGCACAGGCGAGUGCCUCUAGCUGAUAAACCUCAUGAAAAAACCAUGUGCUCUCAGCAUCAAGUGCAUGCCAUUGAGUUUGUAUGCUUGGAAGAAGGUUGUCAAGCUAGCCCACUUAUGUGCUGUGUCUGCAAAGAAUACGGAAAACACCAAGGCCACAAGCAUUCAGUAUUGGAACCAGAGGCUAACCAGAUCCGAGCAUCAAUUUUAGAUAUGGCUCACUGCAUACGGACCUUCACUGAGGAAAUCUCAGAUUAUUCCAGAAAAUUAGUUGGGAUUGUGCAGCACAUCGAGGGAGGAGAACAGAUAGUAGAAGAUAGAAUUGGAAUGGCUCACACAGAACAUGUACCAGGUAGUGCAGAGAAUGCCCGGUCAUGUGUCAGAGCUUAUUUUUCUGAUCUACAUGAAACUCUUUGUCGUCAAGAAGAAAUGGCUUUAAGUGUUGUUGAUGCCCAUGUUCGAGAAAAACUGAUUUGGCUCAGGCAACAACAAGAAGAUAUGACUAUAUUGUUGUCCCAGGUUUCAACAGCCUGUCUUCAUUGUGAAAAGACUUUGCAGCAGGAUGACUGUAGAGUUGUCUUGGCAAAACAAGAAAUCACAAGGUUACUGGAAACGUUACAGAAACAACAGCAGCAGUUUACAGAAGUUGCAGAUCACAUUCAGUUGGAUGCCAGCAUUCCUGUCACAUUUACAAAGGACAACAGAGUUCACAUUGGACCAAAAAUGGAAAUUCGAGUUGUUACUUUAGGAUUAGAUGGUGCUGGAAAAACUACUAUUUUGUUUAAGUUAAAACAGGAUGAGUUCAUGCAGCCCAUUCCAACAAUUGGAUUUAAUGUGGAAACAGUAGAAUAUAAAAAUCUAAAAUUCACUAUUUGGGAUGUAGGUGGAAAACACAAAUUAAGACCAUUGUGGAAACACUAUUACCUCAAUACACAAGCUGUUGUAUUUGUUGUUGAUAGCAGUCAUAGAGACAGAAUUAGUGAAGCACACAGUGAACUUGCAAAGUUGCUAACAGAAAAAGAACUCCGAGAUGCUUUGCUCCUGAUUUUUGCUAACAAACAGGAUGUUGCUGGAGCACUUUCAGUAGAAGAGAUCACUGAACUUCUUAGUCUGCAUAAACUGUGCUGUGGCCGUAGCUGGUAUAUUCAGGGCUGUGAUGCUCGAAGUGGUAUGGGACUAUACGAAGGGUUGGACUGGCUUUCACGGCAACUUGUGGCUGCUGGAGUAUUGGAUGUUGCUUGACUUUAAAUGUAGCAGUUGCUUAAUGUUUUGUGGUUAAGGGUUACUUUGCAUAUAAUAUGUUGUAAAGAUAGUAGUUAAUCUCAAAGAUAGUAGUUAAUUUAGGGUGUGUAUAGAAAAGGAAUCUUGGAUUGGGAAUUCAGUACAAUAUUACUUUACAAAAUUAUUCUUUGGGGAAAUUUAAAUAUAUAACUGAGCAGAUUAGAUUGGAUUAAAUAGGAAAUUUUUGAAAUUUACAUUUUUUAAAAAAAGUAAAUUUGUUAUUUAAAGUUUUUAGAUUAUACGUGACCCAUAUAUUGGGGCAGAAGUAGUCAUAGAGAAAGGGCAAAUGGAGGUUUAUUCUUUCAAUGAAAAAAGAAUAGUCAGCUUAGUGCCUAAUGGAACCUCUGUUGUGAAGCAAAGCUUCUUUAACUUGCCUUUUCAUGAAAUUUUGGCAGUAUUUAGUAGCAAAAAUGGCAAUGGUUUAAUGAAAUCAAAUCCAAACUGCAUCUCUGGCUAAUAGGACUUCUUUACAUUUAUGUUCAGGAUACCUGAAUACAUUUAAUACUAAAAAGUAUAAGCUAUAUACUGAGAAUAUUAAUUUUUUAUAGUGUUUCAUUAAAACUUUCUCCUAAAACAUUUUGUAUAAAACAUGGUGAGAAAUAAUAAAAUGUUACACAACUAGGCCUGAUUGUCAGAUUAUUGAACAAUAAAUAAUAAAACUGUGAAAGUCAGAUUAUGUUCUAGUUUCUUUUCACUUAUGAAAGACCCAUUUCCAGAGCUGAACCUAGAUUUAACUAUUAUUUCCUAGGUCAGCACUCUAAGUUGGUCCUUAUAUAUCUUAACACAGGCAUAGUACUUAGUAGUGUUUCUUUUUAAAUUAUCAUAUCCUUAGUGACUGUAGGUAAACACGUAGUGAAUUAGAGUCAGGUAGGCUUUACAUAAAGGAUAGAUGCCUAAAUACCUUUAUCUUAAGAGAAAAGUCGUUUAAACAGUGGGAAAUGCUUAUUACGUCAAUUACUUUACAGUAUUUUCCCCAAAUAAGUGCAUUUAUCUUGAUAAUAAAAUGUGAUGAAGGUGCUUCUUAAUAAGGCCUUGAAAAGUUAACAGGAACAGCAUGUCUGAAGAAGGAAAAGAAGAAAAAUGUUCAAAAAGUUUACGUCACUUUUAUGAUGCAGUGUUCUGAGUAAAAGUUUAAAACUUGUGCUCUUUACUGUUUUUCGGUUUUUAAGGUUAUUCUUAUUAUGAAAACAUGAUUUAUUAUAUUUUAAAACAGCUAGAUUGAGAUUUCAUGUCUUUUUAAUGCUCUUUAUAUUCUAGGAUGAAGUUGAAUCCUAAAUCUAUUAAUUGAAUUAUCUUAAGGACAUAGAUGUCUGAUAAGAUUUGGCCUUAGGUGGCACUGUUUUGGUUCAGUCUUUUCAAAUGUAUUUUUGUUUAUUUAAAAAAAACAAAACUUUUAGGAAACAAAGCAUUAAAAAAAGCCCAUCAAUGUUACGGGCACCAUGUAAAUAAGUAACUAUAAUAUAUCAUCCUUUAUUUUUCAAGUAUAACGUCAUGCUGUUACAAGUAUAGUUUGUGUACAUAUUUCUAAAUUAAAUUAUUUAAUAUCUGUCAUUUCAGUUUAACUGUGAAAAAUAAAAAAGGUCUUGCGUUUGCCUGUGAGCCCUUGAGCUGUUUUCUCUAUUAGGUAAUUUGAAAAAAAAAAGAACCCAACUCUAACACUUACAUAUGAACUUGCUUCCCUUGUAAAUUAUUUAUUUUACCAAUUUUGUUUAACUUUGUAAUUCACAUUCUUAACAUAUUACUGAAUACAAGUUGAAAACUGUUUAAACCUAUGGUUAAUUGUGGUUAUAAGGUAUUUGACUGUAGUGUUUGUGUAUGAUUUUUUUUUAAGAAUGUUUUUCUCAGGUUCUUACCACUAUUUGUUAUUGUAUUCUUUCACUAAUCAUUAGUUAAGAAUGUACUAAUUUCCCCUGGGAAAUGCCAAAUUUAAGGAGAGAGAUGCUUUAAAUACAUUUAAUAGAGGAUUUGCCUCAUAGCUCUGAAUUUCCGUAUUAAACCUAAAUAGUAUUAUAUGCUUUACGUAAGGCAGAUUUGUCAAGUGUAUAGUCCUGGUUUAUAAUUCAGGAAUGCUGUAUAACCAUCAGAAGCCAUUAUUUGCAUUACAUAUAUUACAUAUAUAUGAUUAGUAUAGAUAGCAAUAAAAUGUCAAAAUCAUUUUAAAGGAGAAUUCAUUCUUGAAUCAUCUAUCCACUAGUAAUCAAUAUAAAAUGUUGUAUUUGUGCUAGGGUUAAGAGAAAGAAUAAAAUAAAAUGAGAUGGGGAUUGAUUUGCAUGUCAGUUUUGAGAUGAAGUAACUGACUAUUUGCAACUUAGGUUCACAUUUAAAUGAUUGUUUUGAAGGGGAGCUAAAAUUUACAUAGAGCAAAGUGAAACUACUGCUUUUUAAAUUUUUAGCUUUGUUUCUUACAAGAACAUAGCAUUUUGAAUGACUGCUCUAGAAAAUGGCUUUUAAAACUUAGCUGUCACUUAUGAACUAAUAUUGCUAAGAGAAAAGCUUUUUAUGUAACAUUGGGAUGCUUCUCAAUUUGCAAAGUGGUAAUGGAAAGGACUAAUGAAUAAGUAUCAGAUUGCAUCUUGCUGAUAAUUCAUACCAUGCUUUACAAAAGACACCUGGCAGUGAAUAUUUGUAGAUCUAACGAUUCUGUUAAAUUUUUGACAUGGAAUUGAAAAAUACAUGAAUCAAAUAAUUUUUCACUCAAAUUAAAGGAAUUGUAUUCUGGGGGUAUGAGGUAUUAGUACCACCUGGUGGCAGUAUUACCAGAAAUUUAGGAAAAAGCUUUCAGGCAUGAAUAAAUUGAUAGGUAGAUUAAGUUGAGACACUUAAAAUUAGGAAGAAAAGGUAAAUGUCACAGUAAAAAAUCACUUUAUGUUGAACUUUUAUGUUCUACUUUUGUAAAAGAAGGCAUAGUAAAGUAGAGAAAUUUGGCAUAUUCUUCUGAAAAGAGUCUGUGGGUAAAAAAAAAAAGAAUAAAGGAAAUGAUCAUGCUGAUCAACAAAAGCAAAGUUGUAGGCUUAUAUUUAAAGCAUAAGAAUGUGAUAUCUCUAAACAGGUCUGUUAAACAUGUUCUGCCUAUAAGUUUCUUGAAGAGUCUGCAGAAGCAGUGGUUCUUAGUAGUUAGGAAGUAAGCUGAGACGGUAAGUGAAGAACAAAUGAAAUCAAUUAACACAAGACUUAUGACAUACUUUUUUAUAGCUCCAAUUUCUACUAAAUCUCUCCAUUAUUAGAUACUAAAAUUUUUAUUCCAUGUAUAUUUUCUUGAAGUUAUUAAGCCUUAGAAUAUUUACUAAGAAAAGACAUGCUGUAAGUUAAGGAUGGAAAAAAUUGUUUAUAUUUUUGGAAAAAAUAGUGAACUUACAUACAAAACCAAGGAUUCAGAUAUUAAUUUAUUAAUUUAUUCUGAUUCUUCUAUUUGAAGGACUAUUUCAUAAUUACUGAAGAAUUUAAUAGCACUUUUAACCAAAGGAACUUCCUAUUUAUUUAUUGAAACUUUAUUUACCGCUGCUUACUUAUGCUCAAAAGAGAAAACUAUUUGGCACGAAAUACAAAUUUUGUACAAGAAAACAAACCAUACAUAGCAGAUCCUGGUAUCUUUUCUUGGUGAUCUAAGGAAACACUAUAAGGGCAGAAUAUCCAGCAGGUUUUUAAAAAGUUAAGGAGCUUUACAUACCACUAUCAUUAAUAUGAUUUUGAAUAUCUUAAGAAAUUCCCCUUAAGGAGUGCUAUUUGCCCAAGUUUUUUGCAUUUCGAUUUAUCAACUGCCAGGAUGAGAAAUGUCGCAAAAAAAAUCAAAAGCCGACUUUCAACAAAUGGCCUUUAAUGAAAAGUAAACAAAUAUAAUAUUGCAUACUUGAAACAUGAUUUGUAUGUUCAGUGCUAUGUUUAAUAGAUGUUUAGUUUUAUUUGAAAGUACACUGAAACAUCUUUAUUUUACUUGACAGUAAUAUUUAUGAUGCUGACAUCCUCAUAGGGCUUAUCUGUUUUGGGAUUGACUUUGACGUUAGAGAUCCUCUGUACAACUUCCAUUCCUUUAGUAACUCGUCCAAAUACUGUGUGCUUAUUAUCAAGCCAAGGCUGUAUUGGAGGACAAAUGGAAAAUCUUGAUAAACCUGGAGUUCUUAAAUCACACCCUCUGGGUGAGCAAAUUAAUGAGAUUUUAAAUUUAUGCUUCUUUUUAUUACACAGUUAAAAAGUAAAAUAAUUUCAUUUAGUAGUUUUUAAAAGUGAUUUCCAUGUUUAUAUAAAAAUUAUAAAAGAAUAGUAUAAUAACAUUGAAUUAAAUAUCUGCAUUCUUUAGACCAAAGGGAGCUGGAAGAUGUUUGCUAAAGGUAAGUUACUUUGCAUAGCUUAAAGACUUACCGUUAAGGCUAUAAAAGUUCUCUGCAGGAAUCCUACCUUAACUAAUUAAGAGGCAGUAUGGAAUAGUGUAAACAGCAUGUGCUUUGGCAUUAAUCAGAUGGGUGUGCAAAUGUUGGCUCUGCUACUCACUUGGCUUUGGGCAAAUUAAUCCUGUCUCUUUUGUAUCCUCAUCUAUUACUUAAAACUGGGGUAGUGAUACCAGAAGUAUUGUGAAUGCAUACAUAUUUCUCCUUUCUUUAGUGCUUGGUGCUGAAUUCCAAAAAAUAAACUGUGUAAUGUUUUAUAAAUUUGUGGAAUUAUAUAGUAAUAGAGCUAGAAGAUAGUAUACUGUAUUUCAUCAAAUCUAAAAUGCCAUUGAUUAUGAGAUGUAUUCAGGUUUCAGAGAUAUAAAAAUGUGGAAAAAAAUCUUAAAAUCAGGAAUCCAUAUACUCUUAUCUGCAUUUUAAAGAUGAGGAAACAGGCCCAGAGUUGUGAAAUAAUUUUGUUUCAGGCUGCACAAUUACGAGUGGCAGAGUUAGACUUAAAUCAUCCUGAAUCAUGGUCCUUUGUGCUUUCUAUUACAUGAAAUAUUGUUUUACCAAGUAAAAACAGAUUUGUUAGGUAAUUUAACAUUUUCUUCUCUAAAUUGUUUUCAUUCUUACAUCUUGGCAGAUUUAAAUAAAGAUAGAGAAUAAUGUAGUUCCCUUUUCCACUGAAUUCACUCUCUUAGAUCAUGACCUAUGAAUCUCUGGUUUUUAGAACAGUACUAAUGUACUUACUGUUGGUACCACUGUUAUGAAAAACUGGGAUCCAUUAGUAUUCGAUCCAGCAUUGGCCAUGCUGAGUGUAUAUGGUCUGUCAUGUCGUAAUGUUGAAUGAAAUUCAUCUUCAAAUUCUCCUCCCCAUAUACUUUCUCCUCCCAUACCAGUACCUGUUGGAUCUCCAGUCUGAAUCAUGAAGCCCUUAACAGAAAGUAUACAGAAAUCAUAUAAUACUGUCCUUUUCUAUAUGUAUGCUUUGGACUUUUAUUAAUUCCUGCCAAAUGUGCUUUAUAUAAUCAGUGAAAUUUUAACUUCCUUAACAGUCACUCUACAAAGUGACUUGAUUAAAUCCUUAGUAAGCUGUACUUUAAAUUUGGAUGAUGUAUUUCUAUUGCUCAACCAUCAGCUUAUAUGCAGUAAUUGAAACAAAAAUUUUAAAGGUCUUCUCAUGUAUAGACAUGCACAAACUUCCCAGAUAAUCAAUAAUAAAGUCAAUAAUUCAAACCAGUUGAUAAUACUGUGUAAGUAAGUCUUAGGAUCUGGAUCUGUACAGUAUUUUAUGUCUUAUAAAAUGUGCAAGAAAAUAAAGUUGUAGGAUGUCUACAAUUGUUACUUCCCCAGAGUGAAUUUCUUUGCCUUCCUAUUAGCUCGUCACAUAAAUACUCAUCACAUAGUACAUUCAUAUGCCUGUCUCUUCCCACCAGUUGAGUUCCUUAAAGGCAGAAACUAUUUUAUUCAUAUAAUCUGCUACCAAUAAAGGAUUUCAAUACAUGUUUAUUGAAUGGAGAUGUCCAUCCUUCACAAAUGGGAAAAAAAUACAAUGGUUCUUCUGACAAUGCCAUUUUUCUUACCAGUUUCAUCAGUCCUUGCUCUCUGCCUACUAAGUUUAGAUCAAUAACAUAGCAUUCUUUAAAUUAUGUAACAUUUGUAUAACGUACCUUAAUUAUACGGUGAAAUGUAUGCCCAUUAUAAUAACCAUUUCUGCUGUGAACACAGAAGUUUUCCACGGUCUUGGGGCACCUAAUAGGAUAAAUAUUAAAGAUAUGAAACCUAUCUAAAUCAUCUUAAGACAGUUUUCUUUGCACUUCUGCCUCCUAAUGAUGUUUUUAAUGUCUUCUGAAUGUUUCAGAAGGAUAAGUCUUUUAUCAUAAUCUCUUCUAAUCUUAGGACAAGCAAGAGUAGAUGGGCAUGUAAAUAGGCAGUAUAUUAUUAUUUAAUGUAGUGUCGUUAGAUCAUGAUUGUUUAUUCGCGUUUGACUAUUUAGAUUAAUAUGGUGUACUAUUACUAUUACAUUGCUAGUAUAUUAAAUUGCUAGAAGUUCUCUCUUAGAACUGAGAAUGGAAGGGGAAUCAAGAUGAUCUUGAACCAAGUACACCAGUAAACAGAUUUAAUGGGUACAUGGGUUCUGACUGAAAUAAGACUACCCAGGAGUCUGGAACUGCGUAAUCCUUUGUUCAGUGCCAAACUAUGGUAUGACAGAAACAUUCAUAUCCCAAAUACAAGUACAUAAGUACUUUUAGGUAAAGGAUGUCACCUUCAAAUCAACAACAAUCAGAGAUACUCUGUUGUAUUUUGUAUUACAUGUUCAUUUUACGUACUUUUAAGCUAUCCAGAGUACUUUGAGCUUCUUUCAGUUGAAGCCUUUGUUUUUUUCUGGAAUUAGUUUUUAAAACAUACAGCUAUUGGGACUAAAGAAGAGGUACCAGGUGUCUAGCAAAUGUCAGGAAGGGAAAAAAAAAAAUUCCUUCCCUUACGGAUUUGUGUUAAGAGGAAGGCCAUGAGACCUAGAGCUGGGACUGUGUAGUUAAUGGUAAGAGUACUAUACAUUUAUAUUUGUAUAUCACUUUAUAGUUUACAUCAGCUGUUUCACAGGCAGUAUACUUCGUCCUCCCAACAAACCUUUAUGUAUGUAUAAAAUUUUCCCAUUUCCUAGGUAGAAAACAAUUAGGACAAGAAAGAUGCGCUAUCAGACAUUUCAGUUUUUUAAAAUUCCCAAGUCAAAAUAAUUAAGUUUCCUCAAAUACACAUAUUUACACUGUUGUUUAUUUAAGACAAUAAAUAAAAAGUACAUACUCAACCGGAAAAAGUUUGAUGUGAAUAUCUCCCAUGCUUGUAUGGAUAAUAGCACUAUCUGAAACUCGUUUAGGUCCUUCAGCUUGAGUAGCUGCCAUGACUUCUUCCUUAGAAGGUUUCUCAUUAAAAACAUCUCGGUCAGAAUCUGCACUUUUUGUAUCUUCUGGUUCUCGUUUGGUAAACUAGAGGAAAAUUUAAAAAAUGAAUGAAUUACUCUUUUUAUCUGGUGAAAAUUUAUGAACAAGCAAGUUUCAUUUCUAGUGAAGUAUUUGAGAAGAGUAAGAGUUCACAUUAGAAUAAAUAUUUCAGGAAUCAUAUCCCAUCAUAAGAUGUGUAAUGCAGUUAAAUUAUUUUUACAUUUGUCUAUGAUGAAAACAGUCUAUGUAAUAUAGUGGAAAUGUAUGGUUUCAGAUGGGAUUUAAUUUACUUUUGGAUGGAAACUUUCUUAGGUACACAUUUAACAGGAUACAGUUUUAUUUGAGGUAGCUCUAUUUCUCCCUUCUAGAAUAUCUUAGCCUGCCACCUGUUGUUGCUCACUUUUCACUGUUUAGAUUGCCUGGGUUUGAAUUCUAGCUUGGCCACCAGUAAGCUGAUUUCUUCUGUUUAUUCUUUCAUAAAAUAGGAAUAGUACUACCUCACAAUGGUAUCUAUUGUAAAAUUAAAUGACGGGACAUAAAGUGCUUACAGAAGUGUGCCUAACACAUUGAAAGCACUACACACACACACACACACACACACACACACAAUCAUUAUUACAACUAUCUGCAGUACCACAUGCUAGGAACGAUGGUGACUCACAAAGAUAAAUCGGUAAUAGGUCCUGACCCUUUUUUUUUUCUUUUUCUUUUUGCAGAGCCUGACCUGAUCUACCUACACCCUAAAGCCUGGCAGAAAGAAUGCAAAUUUUGAGUGAAAUUGCUAGAAAUCUCAGGAUCCCCUGGGUAUAGGGAGAAAUGAGAAAAAUCUUUGGUGGUUAAAAUUUUGGAAUUCUCAAGGCCUAUUUCUUUUACUUGACUCUCAGUAAGUAGACAUCCUCUCUCUUAAGCUCUACCUUAUGUCAGCUGAGUUCCAGGAAGGUGCAGCUAGUCCCCCAGUCCCUGUCUUGCCUAAUGUCAUUCUUUGAUCUGAUUGGAUAGAUUCCACAUAAAGUAACAACCAAGCUAGAAUGUUACUGCCUUAACAUCUUAUUCUACAGUUUAUAAAGGAAUGGCAUGUCUGUUUUACUAUUUAUUUAUAUGGAUUUUUAAAAAGUUAUCUCCAUUUAGCUUACAUGUGGAACUACUGAAGUUCAAGAUUUAUAAAAUACUACUUCAUUUCAUGAAUUUGAAAAGGAAUACAAAAUUUAUAUGUAAAAUGGUAUAAAUAUAUAAAUGAUAUGUCUAUAUAUAUAUACCACUUCAGUUUUGCUUAAGAAAAUGCACAUCUGAUAAGACUGAAAGACACUUUAUGAAAAUGUUAGCUGUAUAUGGAAACACUAUGAUUUAUUUAUUUCCUCAAACUAUACAAUGAACAUGUAUGGUUUAAUCAACAUCAUAAGCUUUGGAGAAAGAAAAAGAAAACAUAACUUGUUAAUAAAACAGAUGGAAAAUUAACAAAAUAUGUGUGCUUAGUGUGU
Messenger RNA from Choloepus didactylus (southern two-toed sloth), 10609 nucleotides. It is a transcript of the gene TRIM23, whose product is annotated as tripartite motif containing 23. The record is from RefSeq and is a predicted model, not a curated record. Lineage: Eukaryota; Metazoa; Chordata; Mammalia; Pilosa; Megalonychidae. The coding region runs from base 62 to 1786 and encodes 574 amino acids. Gene Ontology annotation, biological process: vesicle-mediated transport; intracellular protein transport. Gene Ontology annotation, molecular function: zinc ion binding; GTP binding; GTPase activity. Gene Ontology annotation, cellular component: lysosomal membrane; plasma membrane; cytoplasm. The transcript has 11 exons.